This is a messenger RNA of Helianthus annuus (common sunflower), 3194 nucleotides long. RefSeq names its product protein FLOWERING LOCUS D. The record is from RefSeq and is a predicted model, not a curated record. Lineage: Eukaryota; Viridiplantae; Streptophyta; Magnoliopsida; Asterales; Asteraceae. The coding region runs from base 119 to 3004 and encodes 961 amino acids. The transcript is spliced from 3 exons. Gene Ontology annotation, molecular function: oxidoreductase activity; protein binding.
UUUCAAUUUUCUUUUGUUUUGGUGCAUCAUCAUCAUCAUCAUCCAUGGCGCCUGGACUGGUAUAGUUUCUCCUCCAUAACCAAACACAAAUCUUCCAUCUUUCUUCAACCUUCAAACCAUGAAUCCCCCAAACGAUAACCAACAACAACAAAUCCUCCCUAACAUCCACAACCCCUUACAAUUCACCAUCGUUCUCCCCCACUCCGACACCACCACAAACCCUAACCCUAACCCUAAUUCCCCCCCUUCAAACCCUAGCAAUGUCAACCACUUACUCUCCCUCGGCAUCCCCCGUAAACAACGUCGCGGCAGACCCUCUUCUACUCAGGUAUACAAUCUCCCCAAUUCAUUCAACAAUUUUCAAAAAAACCCUAACGCUAGAUCUAACCAAUCUGCACCCUUAGAUGUAUCCGAUGAGAUUAUAGUAAUCAAUAAAGAAGCAACUUCAGAAGCGUUAAUCGCUUUAACUGCUGGUUUCCCAGCUGAUGUUCUUACAGAAGAAGAAAUUGAUGCAGGGGUUGUUUCAGUUGUUGGUGGGAUUGAACAGGUGAAUUAUAUACUAAUUAGGAAUCAUAUUAUUACUAAAUGGCGGGAAAAUGUGUUGAAUUGGGUUACUAAAGAGAUGUUUCUUGAUGUUGUGCCUUCACAUUGUGUUAAGUUGUUGGAUUCUGCCUAUAAGUAUUUGGUUUCGCACGGGUAUAUUAAUUUCGGUGUUGCCCCGAAUGUUAAAGAUAGGAUUUUUAGUGAAGGGGGUGGGAAGUUGAGUGUGGUUGUGGUUGGGGCGGGGUUGUCGGGUUUGGCGGCUGCGCGGCAGUUGAUGUCGUUUGGGUAUAAGGUUACGGUUUUGGAAGGGAGGAAACGGCCGGGUGGUCGGGUUUAUACGAAGAAAAUGGAAGGGGGAAAUCGGGUUGCGGCUGCGGAUUUGGGUGGGAGUGUGUUGACGGGUACGCAUGGGAACCCGCUUGGGAUUUUGGCGCGGCAGCUUUCGUAUCCGUUGCAUAAGAUACGGGACAAGUGCCCGCUUUAUCGGUUGGAUGGGAAGUUGGUUGAUGCAGGGGUUGAUGCGAAAGUCGAGGUUGCGUUUAACCAGUUGUUGGAUAAGGCGAGUCAGUUGAGACAGUUGAUGGGUGAAGUUUCGCAGGAUGUUUCUCUCGGUGCGGCUUUAGAGACUUUUUGGCAGGUAGAUGGUUCACCAGCGAAUCCGGAGGAAAUGAGUUUGUUUAACUGGCAUCUUGCGAAUCUUGAGUAUGCUAACGCGGGUUUACUCUCGAGACUUUCGUUAGCGUUUUGGGAUCAAGAUGACCCGUAUGAUAUGGGUGGUGACCAUUGUUUUCUGCAAGGUGGCAAUGGACGGUUGGUUCAGGCUUUAGCCGAAAAUGUUUCGAUUCAAUACGAGAAAACGGUUAAUGCAAUUCGUUAUGGUAGCGAUGGGGUGCAGGUGGUGGUUAACGGUGGUCAGGUUUUCGAAGGUGACGUUGCUUUAUGCACGGUCCCACUAGGGGUUUUAAAGAGCGGUUCGAUUAAAUUCACUCCCGAGUUACCUCAACGAAAGCUUGACGGAAUUAAACGGUUAGGGUUCGGGUUGCUAAAUAAAGUCGCUAUGCUUUUUCCGCAUUUGUUUUGGGGGACCGAUCUCGAUAUGUUCGGGCAUUUAUCGGAAGAUCCUAGCCGUCGGGGUGAGUUCUUUUUGUUUUACAGCUACGCAACCGUAGCCGGUGGUCCGGUUCUUAUGGCGUUAGUGGCAGGAGAAGCUGCGCAUUCUUUCGAAAGCAUGCCACCCACUGAUGCGGUUACACGCAUUCUUCAAAUUCUUCGCGGUAUAUACGAACCUCAAGGGAUCGAGGUCCCUGAGCCAAUACAAACCGUGUGCACACGAUGGGGAUCUGAUCCCUUCAGUUUAGGCUCAUACUCAAACGUAGCGGUGGGCUCAUCAGGGGACGAUUACGAUAUUUUAGCAGAAAGCGUAGGAGACGGAAGACUGUUCUUUGCAGGUGAAGCCACCACACGGCGGUAUCCCGCUACCAUGCACGGAGCUUUUCUUAGCGGCUUACGGGAAGCCGCCAACAUUGCUCAUUAUGCCACUAAUCGGGCCUCACAGGCCAAAGUCGAAAAAAAAUCAUCGAAAAACUCACACUCUUGCGCCACACUUCUCGCUGAUUUGUUCCGAGAGCCUGAUUUGGAGUUUGGAAGUUUUUCGGUUAUUUACACUAAGAAAAACGCGGAUGAUAAAUCAAUGGCGGUUUUACGCGUUGUGUUUAGUGGACCUGUAAAGAAGGCUCAAGAAGGUUCUGGUUCCAGACCGGAUCAACAACAUUCUAAUAACUUGUUGUUUCAACAGCUUCAGUCUCAUUUUAAUCAACAACAGGAACUCCACGUGUACACGUUGUUAUCGAGAGAACAAGUGUUUGAAUUACGAGAAGUCAAAGGAGGUGAUGAAAUGAGGUUGAAUUAUCUUUGUGAAAAACUUGGAGUAAAACUGGUUGGAAGAAAAGGACUGGGACCCGCUGCUGAUGACGUCAUUUCUUCGAUCAAGGCCGAGAGAAGCAAGCGCAAGCCUGCGUUGACUUCAUCGACUCCUAAAUCUGGAACAUUGAAGCCAAAAUCAGUCAUGAAGCAAAAGUUGGUUAGAAAGGCUAAGAUAUUGCGCAGCAACAAUAGUCCGUUUUCUUCUGUUAAUAAAGAAAUGGUAGUUAAAGCAGAUGGCAGUAACGAAUCGUCAAGUACCCCUCAGUUGAACCACAAUGUAGAAGUGAAAGUCGGUAGCAGUAGUUUCGCCUUUAAUGGGUCUCCAGGUGGCGGUGGACCGGUCAAAUUAGUGGUCAAUGGCGGCAAUGACUCUGUGCCAAGUGUAAGUAUGGGUCCUGGUUUAAUAACCGACGCUAACUGCUCACCAAGUUUGAGUGUAGGUUCUGGAGUCAUUAGUGAUAAUAUGCAAGGGGUCAGUGCACAUGAUGGUGAUCUGGUGCCUACUUCAAAUGCUAAAUUGGAUGGUGAAAUGCAAUAGGAAAAAAUGACUUGUUGCAUAUAGAGGUGCCAUAAUAUCGGAUGAUGCCGUUUUCUGACGAGUUCAGAUUUUUUUAAAAUUUGUUUUUAUUGUAAAGUGUAAAGAUGUAAGCCUAGAGUUUUAGAUAAACACGUCUGUUUUCAUUUACUCUGUAAGCCUAGCGAAGUUCGGGUUUGAGCUUGGGUCGUCA